Molecule: messenger RNA, 1236 nt
Organism: Daphnia pulicaria
Lineage: Eukaryota; Metazoa; Arthropoda; Branchiopoda; Diplostraca; Daphniidae
Product: ionotropic receptor 21a-like
Exons: 7
Coding region: 1-1236 (411 amino acids)
Cellular component (GO): membrane
Molecular function (GO): ligand-gated monoatomic ion channel activity
Source: RefSeq, a predicted model, not a curated record
AUGAAUCGUCUGGUUGUACCUCUUUUCGUUUGGUCCACCAUUUUGGCAAGUAGAGUCCUGUCGUUGACGCCGAAUACCCUCAAUGGCCAACACCUCCGCGUCAUCUGGAGCAUAUUUGAUAAAGAGUCUGUUCUAUUAGAGCUAGCAGAUUUGUUGAUCCCGGACAUUUACCCAACAUAUCAGCGCAAUAUGGUAAUCGACAUGACGGUGGUUUGGAUAUUCGACAACUUGGCUUGCCUCAUUCCCAUCACAGAUGAAACGGCCAACAUCAACGCAGUCGGUAAACCUUUCCAAUGGCCCGUCUGGUUAGGACUAGGCAUAUCAAUGAUUUGCGUCAUCGCCAUCUUGAAUUUAAUGCAACGCUAUUUGGAAUAUCGAUCGACAUUUGAAAAGAGCUCAAACUUGAUGACCAAUAGUGGUCGACAAGUCAAGAAAACCAUUACCGGAAAACAAUAUCUUUAUGUUUUUGCCAAUUUGCUGUCUCAAGGAGGGCCUUGCACAUCGAAACGGUUACCUUACAGAGUAGUCGCUGGCGUUUGGACCCUGGCCGCUUUCGUCUUCGUCCAGGCCUACACUUCAACUCUCUUCACUUACGUCGUGAUGCCAAUCAAUCACCCGCUAGUCAACACCAUCAACGACAUUGCUGAACAUCCUGACAUUAAUUUGAUGGUUAAAACAGCGGGAACUAUGGAUAGGUUAAUUCUUAUCAUUUCAUUGAACAGAACGUGCACGGGCAUGUACAAGAAACUAGGAGAAAGGCUCAAUUCUAAUCCUAAUUCCAGGUGCACUCUAGUGUCCGACUGUAUCAAAUUAAUUACACCAGGAUCGCGAAAUGUUUUUGUGGAUGCGAAAGUUUAUCUCAUGGACGCCAUCAGGGCCGAAUUCAAAAAGACUGGGAAAUGCAACUUGCAGAUAGCCAAAGAAGGAAUCUUGACAACGUAUGCAACAUUAGUCCUAUCAAAACACAGUCCAUUCACCAAAAGCAUCAAUCAAGGGUUAUUGGAUCUGAUCCAAACUGGAAUAAUCAACUACUGGGACUUGUGGUUCCGCCCGAUGCCCGGCAAAUGUAUGAGAAAUUUUAAUAGUGGAUUCAACAUGCCGGACGAGAAACACAAGCCGCUUUCCCUUAAAAAUUUGUCCGGAGCAUUUGUUGUUAUUGCGGUUGGACUGAGCCUUUCCCUAUUGGCUUUUCUUGGUGAAAUGAUCGUUUCAAUGAAACCAGCCCGCCUCCGCUGA